AUGGUUCUGGUGAAGGUGCUCUUCGUCAGUGGACGCCAACUGUUGGUCUCCACCGAAGAGGAGACCAUCGGGCAGCUGGUGCUGCGAAUCUGUGAGAAGUUGCCCCAACGACCCGAGGGCGUCCUACGGCUGUGCUACGAUGGGGCUCCAUUAAAGCCUUCAUCUUCCCUCCGUGAUGCUGGCAUCAGGGAUGGAGACACCUUGACGGCUGUGCUCCAUGAUGCUUUCCUGGUGGCAAAUCGCCGCUCCUUCCUGCUGGGCGGUGCCAGUGCCGGUGCCUCUUUGCUUCGAAGCUGGGACACGAGCUCGUCGAGCUCGUCCAGCUCGUCUCCGCCCGAUGUGACGGAGGUCCUGGAGAUCCAAUCAACUCCAUUCGCCUUCUCUGCGGUGAAAGCUGAUGGUUCAGUGGUGACCUGGGGACGAGCAGAAGAAGGCGGCGACAGUGCUCAUGUGCAGGAGCAACUGGAGCAGGUGACGCAGAUUCAGGCGACGGAGCACAGUUUCGCAGCGCUGCGGGCUGAUGGAACUGUGGUCAGCUGGGGUGAUGCAGACUUUGGCGGUGACAGCAGCCAUGUGCAGGCUCAACUGCACGGGGUGCGCUGCAUCCAACGUACUUCGCGUGCCUUCGCAGCGCUCAAGAUCGAUGGCACCGUUGCGGUUUGGGGCGAUCCCCACGCAGGGGGCAAGGUGAACGAGAGUGUCCAGGAACAGUUGCAAAACGUGAAGGAGAUCCAGGCCACCCACAGUGCCUUCGCCGCGGUGGUCAGAUCCCCUUGCGGACCUGGGACGGUGGUCGCUUGGGGAAAUCCUGGAGCUGGGGGUGAUGCUUCAGAGGUUCAAGAAGAGCUCAAGCAGGUGGUCGCGCUUCAGUCCUCAGAGGGGGCCUUUGUGGCACUGCGAGAAGAUGGAACACUGAUUGCAUGGGGUCAUCCCAACCUGGGCGGCUGUCUCACCUCCGACGUCCAAGCGCGUUUCUCUUCGACGGACGGCUCCGGCUCCGGUUCCUCCGUUGGUGCCGUGCAGGCGUCGGAGGGGGCCUUUGCGGCGCUGCUGGAGAACGGCGCCGUGAUCACUUGGGGGUUGGCGCACUUCGGAGGUGACUGCACACAGGUGAAGGAUCAAUUGUUUGGAGUGAUGGCGUUGCAGUCUUCUAGCAAAGCCUUCGCAGCAAUCCGAAGGGAUGGCCGGGUGGUUGCUUGGGGUGCUCACGUUCGGGUGGCUGUACUCGAGAAGUUGAAGAUGAGCUUUGGGGCGUGA
Molecule: messenger RNA, 1257 nt
Organism: Durusdinium trenchii
Lineage: Eukaryota; Dinophyceae; Suessiales; Symbiodiniaceae
Source: the annotation of a GenBank genome assembly